Pisolithus orientalis is the source of this 579-nucleotide messenger RNA. RefSeq lists its product as uncharacterized. The record is from RefSeq and is a predicted model, not a curated record. The transcript has a single exon. Lineage: Eukaryota; Fungi; Basidiomycota; Agaricomycetes; Boletales; Pisolithaceae. The annotation marks the transcript as partial.
GAUGCAGAAUUUUGGAAUGCAGUUGGACAACUAAUCAAGACUGCCAAACCCCUUGUUGAUGCUAUUGGGGACUGCAAGUCAUGUGACACAUCACUUGCAGACUGCAUGCUUACCCUUAUAUGCUGUGCAAGGACAGUGUCCAAGCUUAGCCUUGAGGAUGGGGAUGACACUUCCUUCUGGGCCCAUGCAUGGACUGUGUUCAAUCACCAUUUCCAUGCAAUGAGCACAACCAUCCACUCGCUUGCAAUAUUCCUUCAUCCAAUGUGCUGGAAGCUUGCAAUCUCCCAGGUUGCAAAUGGAUGUUCCUUCCAAUUUAUGGUUGAGGCUGCACUCAAGAUUGCAAAGCAAUGGAGGUGGAAUGAGGCUCUUGUAAUCUCUGUUGUCCACAAUCUCAAAGAGUACUAUAAAUGCUCUGGUGUCUUUGCUGGUGGAGAAGCAGAUGCUCUCAUGUGGUGGAAAUCACUUCCUAUCUGUGCAGAAAAAUGUCCAUUAAAGCUCAUGGCCAUCACAAUCCAUUCAAUGGUCCCUCACACAGCUGAUGUUGAGCAUUAUUUUUCAGACCUUGGUGGUGUUCAGUCU